Molecule: messenger RNA, 1677 nt
Organism: Ictalurus punctatus (channel catfish)
Lineage: Eukaryota; Metazoa; Chordata; Actinopteri; Siluriformes; Ictaluridae
Gene: emp2
Product: epithelial membrane protein 2
Exons: 5
Coding region: 256-744 (162 amino acids)
Cellular component (GO): plasma membrane
Source: RefSeq, a predicted model, not a curated record
UAUUUUUCUAUUCCUUUUCCCCCUUCUUUUUGGAGAGGAGGAGCGCGCGCUUUUCACGCCCAGCCGUUCACUACUACAGCCGACUUGCAGCGCGCGCCGUCACGGGGUUUUCUUUCUUUUCUUUUUUUAUUUUGCGCUUUUCCCCCCUUCUUAAACUUUUGGUGUUGGACCCUGAAGUCUCUCGGACGCAGUCUUCUUUAUCGUCUGGGACUUUUCUACUCCGGUUAGUCUCAUCCUCCUGCUCCAGUGUCAGCCAUGUUGGUGAUUUUGGCUUUCAUCAUCCUCUUCCACAUUAUUUCGGCAAUACUGCUUUUCAUAUCAACUAUCCACAAUGCUUGGUGGUUUACAACAAACGGGGACUUCUACACAGAUCUUUGGUACAUAUGCAACGUCACUUGUAAAGAGAUUCCAAAAAGUGCAUCCAGUGAAGCAGGUUAUCUUCAGACCGUGCAGGCUGCCAUGAUUCUAGCCACGAUCCUGUGCUGUGUGGACUUCUUCGUCUUCGUCCUUCAGCUUUUCCGUUUGAAGCAGGGCGAGAGAUUUGUCUUCACGGCCAUCGUUCAGCUCUUGUCUUCACUGUGUGUGAUGAUCGCUGCAUCCAUCUACACGGCCGAGCGGACAAGUUUCCAGAGCGCGAGUGUAAAUGACGGGAACUAUGGCUACUCCUUCGUGCUUGCCUGGGUGGCCUUCCCGAUGACGUUCAUCAGCGGCCUCAUGUAUUUAGUGCUGCGCAAGCGCAAGUAGACGCCUUACAACAGCCCACCUCAUCCGGCUGCGACCUUCGCCAACAGAAUUUAUUGUGUAAAUAUGUUUUUUUGUUUUUUAAAUGUGGACAUCCAAAACAUUGUCAAAACAUAUCAUUAAAAAAGAAUAACGUUAAAGCAUAAAAUACUGGAAACUAAUUAGUUUUUCUUUUCUGUGCUACAGUAUGGAGUUUUAACCCUUUUUUUUUUGUUGUAAAUUGGUUUUUAAUUUUGGAAAUUUGAGCAAAAUUUAGAUACGAUUUAAUAAGAUAUAAAUUAGAAAUGGCAAAACCACUAUAAGAAUUUUUUUCAGAAACUACACAUUGUGAAUUAGGCUUAAUAAAUACUUGACCAUUUCUAACAUGUCAGAUAAAACUCGUGCUGGCAGUUUGUCGAGGACCACAUCAUACUUGAAGCUGAACAAAGCAAGGCUGGAUGUGUACAUGACGCCUUUUUUGUGAAAGUUCGUAUUCUUUUUUUUUUUGUUUUCUUUUGUAAACUAAGGUUGUAGUUAUACUGCAUGUUUUAUUUUACUUGCAUUUAGCUUACCAUUGAUAUCAAUUGUAGCACGGAUUAUAGUUCAUUAGGCAGUGUAAUAAGCUUAUAGUGAAAGAUUUGGGUUUGAGGAUAAAAUGGUUUUUUUAAUUAUUAUUCUUGUGUGUUUGACAGAAAUGGUUCAAAUAAUGUAGAAGUUUAUUUAUGUUUUUUUUGUAAUGAAGUAUUAUUUCAUCAAGCUUGAACCCAUUUUACUGAAGGCUUUUUAUUUCUAAUGGAGUGAAAUCAUAAUGGCAGCUUUCUUUCCUUUCCUUUUUUAAUCUGUUUUGCUUGUUCUUCAUGCUAUGAUCUAUCCAGUUGCCUGUAUUUCCAGUGACUGAUCCCCACCAAGGGCUCAUUUUCUGCAUUUUUUAAGUUUAAUUAAAUGUAUUUUACUUUA